This is a messenger RNA of Lotus japonicus, 2805 nucleotides long. Its product is annotated as zinc finger BED domain-containing protein RICESLEEPER 2-like. The record is from RefSeq and is a predicted model, not a curated record. The coding region runs from base 613 to 1554 and encodes 313 amino acids. Gene Ontology annotation, molecular function: DNA binding. The transcript is spliced from 2 exons. NCBI's taxonomy places the organism in Eukaryota, Viridiplantae, Streptophyta, Magnoliopsida, Fabales, Fabaceae.
UGCAUUGGUGAUGGGGCUUUGGUCUUUGGAGGUAGGGGUGGGAAUAGGCUAGGCCGCCGACAGGGGCCUAUGGCCUGGCUUGUUUAAGGCCUGGCCUGUUUAAUAUAAAGGCUAGGUUCAGGAUUUUUAAGAAGCCUAUUUAAUUAAAUAGAUCAGCUUGGGCUUAUAAAAAAGCCUUCUAUGCCUAUCAGGCCGGCCAGUUUAAUAUAUUAACUCAUAUAAUAUAUAUAUAUUUAUUUAUUAAAGUAUAUAUCACCUUCCAACUUCCAAGUUCCAAGUAUCCAAAUCCAACGUGCUUCACCUGAUAUUUCAGCCGUUUUCUUUCUUGAACCCUGAGACUGGAGUAACCCUUGACCUUCUAUUUGCCUUCAAAUUCUUAUUAGUUGUCAAUAAAGUUGCCUUUCUAAUUUUGAAUCUUUCUCUUAGACUCUCACUCUCUCCAUUCUCCAUCUCCAUGAGCCGGCCCUAAUUUCUCUGCAUCACCUCUUUCAAGUUUCAACGGUUCGCACCACCUUGCUUCACCAUUGACGCACACUCGCACAAUACCAUCUUACUUCUAACAAUCCAAAUCAGUUGCUUUUUUGUAGCCGCACAACUGCACAAGAUUCACAAAUGUCUACUCCACUUGAGAGCAAUCCUAUUGUUGUUGAGGUGAACGAGCAUGUCCAACCAGAGGCAAGUCAGCUGCAAGAUAACGCACAAGAUGGUGAACAAGUCCAAGAUCAGGUCGGUGAAGAAUUGGUAACCAAGAAAAAGAGGAAGAAAACAUCUUCAGUUUGGGCAGAUUUUGAUGAAAUUGAAAUUACCGGAGGUGUAAAGAAAGCAGUUUGCAGAUAUUGCAAAGAAAAAUUUUCUACAGGUGGGAAAGGAGCCAGUACUAGCCAUCUGAGAAGGCAUUCAGAAAUUUGCUUACAAAGGAGUGCUCAUAAGGUUAGUAAAAAGAAGCAAAGUGUCAUACCCUUUCAGCCUUGUAACUCAGGUAACCCGUUUUUGAAUUCUGGUGCUAGAUACAAUGAUGAAAAGAUGAGGGAAAUCAUUGCUUCUGCUAUUAUGGUUCAUGAAAUGCCGUUUAGUGUGGUUGAAAAUGAUGUUUGGAUGUGGGCAUUCCAGUAUGCAAAUUCAGAUUUUCAAAAGGUGACUCGUAAAACCAUAAGAAAUGAUUGUUUAGCUUUAUAUGAGAUGGAGAAGAGAAAUUUGAAGGCAUUGCUGAAAAGUGUGAAUAAGAUUAGUUUGACAAUAGAUAUGUGGAAAUCAAGCCACCAAGUAGCUGAAUAUAUGGUGGUGAUAGGUCACUUCAUUGAUGCCGGGUGGAAGCUUCAGAAGAGAGUUUUGAGUUUUGUGAAAGUGCCAGCUCCUAUGCGUGGGGUUGAUGUGGUUGACGCCAUUUUCAAGUGUUUAAAAGUUUGGGGGGUUGAGAAUAAAAUUUUUUCCAUAUCUGUUGAUAAUGCGGCUUACAAUGAUAAAUGCUUAAAAAUCUCAAGGAGAACUUAUCUAGCAAUAAGUUAUUUCUUGAUGGUGCUUUGUUUCAUGUUAGGUGCUGUGCUCACAUAUUAAAUUUGUUGGUGCAAGAUGGCUUAAGCAAAAUCAAGAGUGUCAUUGUCAAUAUUUGUUAAAGUGUGAAAUAUAUCAACUACAAUGAUGCAAGGUUAAAGGCCUUUUGUGAUGUGGUUGAACAGAAACGCUUGAAGGAAAGGAAGCUUGUUAUUGAUUGUCCAACAAGAUGGAAUUCAACAUUUCAGAUGUUGUCCACUUCUUUGAAAUUCAAGACUGCCUUUGCUGCAUACAAUGAAAGAGAGUCGCAUUAUGUUUAUUCACCUUCACUUGAAGAUUUGAGAAAAGUUGAGAAGGUUUGCAAACUUCUAGAAGUGUUUGAUCUAGCUACUCAUGUAAUCUCAGGUAGUGAGUAUCCAACUACUAAUUUAUAUCUUGCUGAAGUUUGGAGAGUUAAACAAGUAAUUGACAAUGAGUCUGAGGAUUAAGAUGACUUCAUGAGAGAAAUGGCAGCCCCAAUGAAAGAAAAAUUUGACAAAUACUGGGGAGAGUGUAAUUUGCUUAUGGCUAUUGCCAGUGUUUUAGAUCCUAGGUGUAAAUUUCACAUUGUUGAUAUAUGCUUUCCAUUGAUAUAUAAACCUGAAAUAGUUGCCAUGGAGAAUAUAAGUAAGGUUAGAACUUCAUUGGAAAAGUUAUAUGAUGAGUAUGUGUCUAUGAGUAUUGAGGAGUCAUCCUUUGUGGCUGCAAAUGCAAAUGAUGGUGGUAACAAUGUAACAUCCUCAACUGAAUCUAGAUCUUCAUUUGUCACCGGAUUUGACCAAAUUAUGAAUCUUGUGCGUGAAAAGGAAGCGGUUCCCCCAAUGAAGUCAGAACUACAAGCUUAUUUUGAUGAAGGUGUUUAUAUUCCCGACGGUAAUAAUAACUCAUUUUGUGCAUUGGAAUGGUGGAGGAACAACAGCUUAAAGUAUAAGGUCUUAUCCAAGAUGGUCGCUAAUAUAUUGGCUAUACCUAUCUCCACAGUGGCAUCUGAGUCUACAUUUAGUGCUGGAGGGCGAGUCAUUGAUGAAUUUCGUUCUAGAUUGAAUGAAAAAUCUAUUGAAGCACUCAUUUGUGGAGGGGAUUGGCUGCGUCAUAAGUAUAAUUCUUAAGGAGCAUACUGGCAGAUUUUUUAAAUACUGAUAUGAUGGUUUUUGCUGAGAUAUUGUCCUAUGUUAUUUGUGUAGUUGUCUAGUUGAGACUUAUUUUCCUUGAGUACUGUCUAUGAAUCUAGUAUGUUAUGGAAAGUUUUUGGAGGUUAUUUUUCCAGAUUUAUUA